AUGGCCACUUCAAGUGGGUCUAUGGUAAAACCCAUGCCACCUUUUGAUCCGGACAGCGAAAUUGGAACAAAUCUCGCUCCAAAAUGGAAGAUAUGGAUAGAAGAUUUUCAGAUGUAUCUAGUCGCAACGGGCAUAACUGACAAGAAACGACAACGUGCAUUGCUUUUGUAUCAAGCUAGCGCACAGGUUCGUGAAAUAUUUCGCCAGCUCCCGGACACUGGGGAUGAUUUGGAAACAGCAGUGGCAAAGUUGAACGAAUACUUUGAACCCCAAAAGCAUCGCCUUUAUGAGGUAUACAAAUUUCGCCAAGCCGCUCAAGAGAACAAUGAAGCCAUUGAUCAAUACCACACUCGGUUGCGAAGCUUAGCAGAACGAUGCCAGUUUGAGAAUAUGGACUUUGACAUUAUGCUACAAAUUGUCCUAAAAGGAUCAUCAAGCCGACUUCGAAAGCAAGCGUUACGGGACUCUAAAAUGACGCUCAAAGAUUUACUGAUCGCCGGUAGGCAGAUAGAAAUGAGUAACUUUCAAGUGGCCGACAUUGAACAAAAACAAUUCGAACGGCAGGAACUACACGCUCUACGGAAAAACACGCGUCAACAGCCUUCCAAAGGCACUUGUCGAAAUUGUGGCGGCGAAUGGCCACACGAGAAGGGCAAUUGUCCUGCUCGGGGCAAAGAAUGCAGAAAGUGUGGCAAGCUAAAUCACUUCGCCAGACAAUGUCGUUCGUCGAAACCCGACAACGAAGUACCGAAUCAUUAUCCAGAAAGUAAUCGCCGGGGUAACAAGAUCCGACAGGUUGUUGGCCCUCCGGAUAAUCAAAGUGAAUCCAGUUCAAGUGAUGAGUCCAGCUAUUGUUAUGCGGUCAAGACAACAGCUAAAAAUAACCCCACUACUAAGGUCACAAUAAACAAACAUCAGGUGAAAUUCACCGUAGACACAGGCUCCACUAUUAAUGUCAUCGACCAGUCUACCUUCAAGCAACUGGGACCAAUCACACUUCGCAAGACCC
Messenger RNA from Paramuricea clavata, 1009 nucleotides. The record is from the annotation of a GenBank genome assembly. Lineage: Eukaryota; Metazoa; Cnidaria; Anthozoa; Malacalcyonacea; Plexauridae.